UUUAACCGGCAUCUCCCUUGUUUCCCGGUCAUCCGUCCCCGUUCCCGCCCUUAUUCGUGAGAGUCCAUACUCCAUUGCUGAUCUCUCUUCCGCUCUCUGUUUCGAGAUGAUCUCCCGCUCGCAUCUCUCUCUCCAAUUGUGCGUUCGCAUCCAUGAUCCAUGUCUCAAAGAAAUCUUAGAGAAGCCGAAGGCGAGAAGCACUCCGGAGCUCUUUCGUUGAAUCUUCGGGAGUAGAAAGGAAAGUUAAAUUCUAUAAUCAUCAUUCUCUUCCACUGCCAAUACAAUUCCUCAAAUGAAUUUCCGCUAAAUUUUCUCUCAAAUUCGUUCUCCCCCUCUCGAAUUCAGUGCAUUAGAAUAUCUUCGUAAUUUGUUCUGGAAAAACCCUAGAAUCGCGAUUUCAAUGAGGCCGCGCCGUCGUGAUCGGUCAAGUGUUUCUUAGGUCGAGGCGUUUCUGAAUUUGAACUCGAAAUCUUAGCUUCAAUUCUUGUGCCGCCAUCCUUUGCAAGAAUUGACUUCGACGAGAAGACAUUGGGCGGCUGUUACUAAGCUUCUAGGAGCUCUUUAACCUCGGUUUCUUCUUGAAAGUUACUGAGAAAAGUUUAUAGCUAUUGCAAUGUUACAAUGGAUGGGGGGAUCAAGGCGGAAAGUGGCAACUGUAAGUGGAUUUAAAAUAAAUUUUGCCUUUUCUUCUACAUUGAUUUAUUUUAUUUUUUAAAUCAGUAUUGUAAUUUGAAGAAUCUAGUAACAGUAGAAUAAUAAAGCUCAUCAAAGUGGAGAUUUCUGACAUUUUGAGAAUGAUGAAAUUUAUUCAUCUAAGCUUGACAGAUAUUUGUUCUCUUAGUGCAACCUGUUCUUUUCCCAGCAUAUUGCUUUGGCCAUUUGUGAAAUCCUUAAGACUUACUACUAACAAUUAUUCAUAAUUUGAAAUAGAGAUGUAAGGAGAAAUGACAAGUCUGUGUUUAACCUUCCACCCCACCCAGCCAGGUGUGCAGAACCUGGUGUUGACCUGUGGUCCCUGUAAACAUACACAUUCAACCAUUAAACAACAUGCGCAUAUUGUAUAUUCUUCAUUCUGGGAUAUGCUGUUUGAAUUUAAUGUGUUCUUCAUUGGCAGAACAUGUUUACCUGAUAAUCUUUGACAUCUGUUUUGCUAUACUCUCUCUAUCUCUCUCUUCCCCUACACUUUAUAUUAUUGUAAAAAAAAAGUCGGGUUUAUGUUUUAUUUUUUCUCCAUAGGUAAAAUUGUUUUACAUCUGAGAAAGUUAUUGCAGAUUGCAUUGAGUAUCAUGAUGUUCAGCUUCUCUUUUGACCUAUCACACCUAUGUUUUUCAUUUUUGCAUGAUGUUUCUUGAUUGUGCUGAGAUGGAUAAAAUUUCAGUCAAGGAAGUCAACACAAGCAAGGUACAUAAACACAAUAAUUUAAACAUUUGCUAUUCUUCUUUGUUGGAAAUUGAUGUCAAUAGUUGUCAUAAAGUAGUAAUUUUUGUUACUGAAACCAUAUGCCAGAAUUUUUAUUAUAAUGUAGGAUGCAGUAAAUUGACACAUUAAUGAUGCUUAGGCAAAAAAAAUAUUUUGAGCAAAGAAAACGACAAGAAGAACACCAGCAGACAACAGGGGUAGAGAACUUUAGUGAUGGAAUGACCACAAGCAGUCAACAUCAAAAUAAUACCCGAUCCCUGGAUAUUCUUAGUUUGCUGAACUUGUCAACAGUAGUUCAAGAUUGCAAAUCACGGUGCCAUAGUGGUUAUCCUUUUCAUGAUUUACCUCUCCUUUUCAGCUCUUUUAGGGUCCAUGUUGCUUUUUUUUUUUUUUUUGAUCGAUGUAGAUAAUACUUUUCAUUUUUUAAUCCCUCCCUCUCCCUUUUUUGGGGGGGGUCAAUCUUGUUGGAUUUCUCAGGACGAUGAAAUUGAAGAAGGUGUUGUCUUCAUGAUCCCACAGUUAAUAAGCAAAUAACUUCAAAAACUAGUCCUGCUUUUUGUGUAUUGUAAUCCCGAGCUUUUACUUGGACUUCACCAUUCCAUAUACAUCUUUUUAACUGACAGUGCAUUUUCAUUGAAAUUUUCCCCCUUUUUUCAUUUUUCAGCUUAGUUUACUUUUUCAUUUUUAAUUCUUAUAAUUUUUGGCAUGAAAAUAUGCUAAAAUUACAGAGCUUUAAGCAUUAAUCUAUCAAGAAUGAAGUGACAAUGAUGUUUUUGCAAUUAUGAACCAUAGUCAAGGGCUUUCUGAUUUCCCAAGGAUUGAUGUAAAUAAAUUUUCUAUUUAAAUUUCAUUUUUGUGACAAUAUCAUAUUUGGAAUGAUAACAUGUUUAGGUUGUGGCAUUCAUUCAUUCUGUGUAAAAAUUUUCUUAACCUUUCCUGUGUUUUUCUAUUUGAACAACAAUAUAAGUGAGUGAAAAUUCAGGAGGUGCCAAAGUAGUGAAUUAUCAUAUUUCGAAGUCCCCACCCACAAUCCAAACCAAAAGAGGCACACCAGCAGGUCGUACUGAGUUCAAGGAAGCAAAAUGAUUUAUUCUGGAGCAGGAAAUCCAUCAGACUGCGAAUUGGAGACUGUAUACCCAAAUAAGUUUUUAUCAAGUGCAGCAGAUAAUGAAAAGGAAGAAUUAACUAGAAAUGGUGAGAAAACAGCUCAGUUGAAGAUGGAAACUGAGCACCAGCUAUCCGUCUUUGAUUUACUUGGUGAUGAUGGGCCAAAUGAUAGUUUAGAAGAAAGUAAUAUGCACGAAGCCCAUGUUGCAUUUACAGUUGAAGGUUUAGGUAAAGUGGAGUCAGAAACCCCUGUUCAUUCACCCGAACUGCCUGGCAGAUUCUCUUCAUAUGGUCCGUCCUUCUCUUUGAAGCCUGCAAGUGAACCUCAGCCUCCCAAGAACCUUAGCCAUCUGGAUGCCAUGAUUCAAGAUAUUGAUUUCUCUCUCUCUGGCAGUUUUCUUGACCAACCAUUCUGUUCAAAGGGCAAAGUAAAUUUAUUUAGGAAGCCAAGCAAGAAGAUAUCUGUAGCCAGAGAAUGCUUGCAAUCCAAAAGCAACGUUGGAAGAUUGAAGAGAUCUUUUGCUGAUGAUGAAAUCUUCAACAACAUUGAAGAUAAAAGUGACAACAUAUGGAAUGCAGCACUGCCGGAUUUCAUAGAUGGUAGCUUCCUUGAUGUGGAUUAUGACACAAUGUGUAAGAAUAGGUCACCUAAAAAAGAUUUGAGUUCUACUGAUAAUUGGAGUCUUGGAAACCAUGAGAUGUCCAGCUUUGCUUUUGAAGGCCCCAACUUACAGAAAUUUAGGGUUUCUGAGAAAGUGAAUGACUUUGACAUUGCAGACUCACUUGCUUCACAUUCCAAGCGACAAAGAUCAGACAAUGAUCAUGAUUUCAUGACACUGGAUGGAACAUGCAGCAGGUAUUCGACGGGAGGAAAAUACUUUGAUGCAAGUGGUGUAACCAACCAAUCGGAAGAUGGAGGAGACAGUUUGAGCUUGUUAAGCGAAGAAUCAUGCUCUUCCACGGCAGUAAGGAGCAAGUCAACUAAGAGUUCAGUAUCAAAAUCAAUGGCAAGACAAGGCGGACACCGAAGGGACAUCAGGAACCCAGUACAUAAAUGGAAUGUUGGCAGUAUGUUUACCAAAGACAACUUUCAUGGGAAACGCGAGAAUUUUCAUAAAGGGAAGAAGAGAAAUGAGGGAGGGAAAGUUACAAAGACAUGCAACCCAAGAAGUAAAAAUCUAGCCUAUUUCUCAAACAUUGAUUUCCAGAAAGGCUUGGGAUCAGACGACUGUAGUUUGCUUGAGGAAGGAUAUACAUCUGCCGGUAGGGAUUCAGGAUUCAGUUCAUUCUGCCCAACUUCUGGGUCACAAAAACAUGUAUCUUUUUAUCCUAAGCUUUGGAAGGAAGAUCCAUUUGGAGCAUAUCCUCUUCCUGAAUUACAUGCCAAAGUCAAAUCAUCUUUUGAGAGGUCCAGACAUAACUAUCUUCCUGAAAUUUUCCCUCGUAGAACUGCUUCAUCAGAAAAUCUUCCAUUCUGCGGACCAUAUAAUCAUGCAGACUCUUAUGGUACUCCUGUUUUUUCAACAAUUGGACCUGCCCCAAGCAAACCAAGUUUAUGCACAAACCCGAGAGAAGAAGUUAGACCUCUAGAUUCAUCCCCUGUUGCAGGUACUCAGGGAGAUGCAGGCUUCAUCCGUCUACCACUGGAAGAAAGUCUUAUAGAAGAGGAAACUAGGUCAGAGCUCCACCUAACAUAUUGCAUAAAACUUGAGCUAGAGAAAGGCAUCUGCAUUGGGAGCAAUGACUUGUCCUCUGACAGUGUACAGCCAUCCGAAGCUUCAGGUUCCUAGGAUAAUUGCAGUGGCUGCAAGGAAGCAAUAAGUGUAAGUCCAGAAAUGGAGAAACUAAAAGCAACAGAAACCUUUGCACAUGCGGGAGAGAAUGUCAUCUUGUUCACUUCUGGUUAUUGAGACAAGUUUAAGGGCAGUACAAAUUGAGAAGAUUAAGACAUCAUGAAAUUAACUUGUUCACUUCCAUGUCGUUAUAUAUGGUUUUCUACUGAAAAAAUUUGCCAUCACAAAUCUUCUGAUAACUUCAUAUUAAAUAGGUUUCUGUUAUUUACAGAAGUUAACAAUGACGCCCCAACUUCUCUUCCACUUCAAAAUGGCUGUACUAGUUAGCUUUCUUUUUCCUUGGCUUAUUCCCUUCUCUCUUGAACAGUCCUUGUUUUCAGCUCCUAAGUUCUUGCAUAGGUUCAGUGCAAGAUUCGGUGAGAAAGGUAUAGUCUAUUUUCAUUUUUAUAUAGAUAAAGUGGGUCUUU
Diospyros lotus (date-plum) is the source of this 4786-nucleotide messenger RNA. RefSeq lists its product as uncharacterized. NCBI's taxonomy places the organism in Eukaryota, Viridiplantae, Streptophyta, Magnoliopsida, Ericales, Ebenaceae. The record is from RefSeq and is a predicted model, not a curated record. The transcript has 15 exons. Bases 2502 to 4316 code for a protein of 604 amino acids.